AUGGCCGCCGAGAAGACGCACUCAAUCCACACGACCGACACGUUCACGAACGACCGGUACGUGGAGCUCUUCUACCAGUCGGUCGUGCCGCAGAUCGAGACGCUGCAAGGCGUCAUCGUGUUUCUCCACGGUCUCGGCGACCACUCGUCGGGCUAUCUCGACUUUUUCGAGCGGCUCGCCGAGGCUGGCUACGCCGUCUUCGCGUUCGACUACAUUGGCCAUGGCAAAAGCGAGGGCGAGAGGGUCUACCUUGAGCGCAGCCUCUCGCUUUCGUGUGCGACCGAGCACAAACAAAUCGCAGCGGGCGAGAAGAAUGCGACGACGUUUGUCAACUGCCACAUCGAGGCCCCCAAGUGCGACGACAACGAGCGCCAGCCGAUCGACCUCGUCAUCACGACGCUGACGUUUCUGUCGCGGGAGCUCUCGGCCACGGACCGCGUGAGCUUGGUCGUGUACGACAGGGACGUGACGACCGUCCAACCCCUCACGCUCAUGACGCAUGACGGGAAGGCGCUCUUCGAAAAGCGCGUCCGCGCCAUUCAAGCCGGAACCUGCACGAACCUCAGUGGCGGUCUCUUCGCUGGUUUGGAUGAGAUUCAACGCCAUGAGCGAAGCGAUGGCGGGUCGCCCAACCCUAUCCGGUCGGUGCUCCUCUUGACGGAUGGACUUGCCAACUACGGAGUGGUAAAGUCGUUGCCGCUUUUAAGUAUCCUAGAGAGCUGCUACAACGACGCCCCCCAUCCCACCGAGCAAGCUAACGCUCCUCCGACCGGUAGACCCGAGCCGUCGUCGCCCGUGUCUCUCUUUACCUUUGGCUAUGGCGACAACCACGACGCCAAGCUCUUGCG
Messenger RNA from Saprolegnia parasitica CBS 223.65, 848 nucleotides. RefSeq lists its product as hypothetical. Lineage: Eukaryota; Oomycota; Saprolegniomycetes; Saprolegniales; Saprolegniaceae. The record is from RefSeq and is a predicted model, not a curated record. The transcript has 3 exons. Gene Ontology annotation, cellular component: membrane. Gene Ontology annotation, molecular function: lipase activity. The annotation marks the transcript as partial.